Molecule: messenger RNA, 1038 nt
Organism: Lecanosticta acicola
Lineage: Eukaryota; Fungi; Ascomycota; Dothideomycetes; Mycosphaerellales; Mycosphaerellaceae
Source: the annotation of a GenBank genome assembly
AUGGCUUACGACAAGGAACUUCAAACCGCCCUGCUCGCUGUCCAACAAGCCACCGCACUCACCAAAUCCGUCUUCCAUUCCCAUGCGAAAGGCACUCUCAACAAGAGCGAUGCGUCGCCUGUCACGAUUGGCGAUUUCGGCGCUCAAGCCAUCAUCAUCGCUGCUCUGCAACAGAACUUCCCUGAGGAUGAGAUUGUAGCUGAAGAAGAGGCGAAAGAUUUGAGAGAAAAUGAGGGUUUGAGGAAAACCGUGUGGGAUCUGGUGAAGACGCAUGCUGAGAAGGAGAUCCCCAAUGCGGAGAAGAUGUUGGAUUUGAUUGACAAGGGAGCUUCACAAGGAGGGAAUAAGGGACGUAUUUGGGCCAUUGAUCCUAUUGAUGGGACUAAAGGGUUCUUGCGAGGAGGACAGUAUGCCGUCUGUCUUGGGUUGAUGGUGGAUGGAGAUGUCAAAGUUGGAGUUCUCGGAUGUCCGAACCUGCCAGUCUCAAAUUCGGAGCCUCUGACGGAAAGCAUGGGCACUGAUGCCUCCGAUGCAGAAGGCAAAGGCGUUCUCUUCUCUGCCGUGCAAGGACAGGGUUCGCGAAGUCGACCGCUCGGGAAGGGAGGAGUCCUGGAGCAGGAGGUGGAGAUACGCAUGAAGCCUCUCAACAACAUUUCGGAUGCGACGUUCUGUGAGAGCGUAGAGGCAGGUCAUUCCUCACAGGGUGAUGCGGCGAACAUUGCGAAGAAGCUGGGCAUCACCAAGCCUUCUGUGCGCAUGGAUUCGCAAGCCAAGUACGGCAGCAUCGCGAGAGGUGCGGGCGACCUGUAUCUGAGAUUACCUGUGAAGAAAGACUACGUGGAGAAGAUCUGGGACCACGCCGCAGGGGAUUUGAUAGUGAGAGAAGCGGGCGGACAGGUCACGGAUGUAGAGGGGAAGAGGUUGAUUUUCGGGCUGGGAAGGACUUUGAAGGAGAACAAGGGAGUAAUUGCCGCGCCUAAAGAUGUGCAUGCUAAGGUCAUCGAGGCUGUUCAGAGUGUUUUGGGCAGUAAGCAGUAG